Molecule: messenger RNA, 1947 nt
Organism: Closterium sp. NIES-67
Lineage: Eukaryota; Viridiplantae; Streptophyta; Zygnematophyceae; Desmidiales; Closteriaceae
Source: the annotation of a GenBank genome assembly
GGUGCAGGGAGUGCUGGGCCCGGGAGUGGGUUUCAGUGGUUUGGGUUCGGAAAGGGGGGCGCAGGUUCCAAGAAGGAGCCGGAGGAAGACCCUGUGGAUAAUCUGCCGGUGCUAAGGCCAGAAGUGAUUGCUCUGGAGCAGGUGCGAGAAGAGGAGAAGGCAAAGCCUGGAGUGGAGGUGGAUUUCAGAGGAGCACGCAAGGGCGCAUCCAUUAUCGAGGUGCCUCCCCCUGUGGACCCCUCCAAGCUACCGUGUCUUGGCAGGGGCAGGGUGCAGGCGGAUGGCAAGUGCCUGUGCUCCGUGCUCUAUGGGGGCGACAACUGCGAGCUGCGGGGAGACACGCAACACCGACAAGCUGACAGUAGACCCCUACGUGGGCAGCUACCUGCUCACAGCGCAGGCACUGAUGGCUCCACCACCGCCAGGGGCGGGGGAUCAGGGGGGAGUGGAGGGGGAGGAGGGGGAUCCGCCGGGCGAUCUGCCAUGCUGCUGGAAGGGCUGUCGAUUGAGGAGCGGAGGGAGCUGAGAGCCGUCCUGCCGUUGAAUGACAUCUACCAGACCACGGUGUGGGACUCGUGUGCCGUGGUGGGAAAUUCGGGCUCGCUGCUUCUGAGAGAGGAUGGGGAGGAGAUAGACAAGCACGACAUGGUUAUGCGCUUUAACACGGCGCCCACCAAGGGAUACGAGAGGCAGGUGGGGAAGAAGACCACCUUUCGCCUGAGUGUCCCUGACAAAGCAGGAUUCAGAGAGGGCAACGAGACGGUGGUAUACCACCUGUACCUGAGGGGCGUCAAGACGGAGCUGGAGCAUCUACUCAAGUUCAAACGCGUCUUCAGAGAAGGGCCGCUCUAUGUGCUGGACCUGGGGUUCGAGUCUCAGAUCUUCAACACCUUUGGCGCCUUCACGUCCGUGGGAUACGUGGGGAUUCAGUUCGCCCUGCAGAAGUGCCACCACAUCGACUUGUACGGUUUCUUUCUAAGCGAGGGGCACGGCGUGCGGCACCACUACUACAAUAAAGACGAGCAGAAGCCGUCCCACGUGACGGGCGAGCAGCUCGACCGGGAGUUCGUGCAGAGCAUCGAGAUCGCUGACACUGAACUCAUGUGGAUUGCUGACCCGUGCCUCUACGAUUGCCGGCGCUCCAUCCAGCGCUGCAGCAUGUGCAUGAGGAUAUCAGUGGACGAGCUGAGCCAGAAGACAGAGUGGUCGACCCAGCAGCUGGCCUUGAACGCGCGCAGGGAGCAGCGGUGGCGGGAGUUUCUCAAGUGGGAGAACAUAGUGCGGGACGAGCUCAAGAAGAGCGUGCGGCUGCAGUUCCAAAUGCAGGCGGAGCAGCGACGGAUGAGGAACUCUGGCUCCCGCACGGAUGGGGUUUUGGGGGAGGGUAAGGGUGGGGGGAGAGGAGGGGGAGACGGGGGAGGAGCAGGAGGAGGAGGGGGAGGAGGAGGGGGGAGGGGAGCGGGAGGAGGAAAAGGGGUGGGAGGCGGGAGUGGGGGUGGAGGAGGGGAGGUGAGGGGGAUGCAGGGGGAGAGUGAGGAUGAGUAUGAUAGCAUUGACUGGGAGCGGGUGGUGGUUGAAGACAUGUUAGAUAAGCUAUCGAUGCACGAGGUGUUACUGUACUUUAGAAGAAACCACCUCACUAUCCCGGACACGCGGGCGCAGAUGCUUCAGGCGGUGAAGGCGCAUUAUUUCUUCCUGAGAGGGGAGUUGCAGAAGCAGAAGAACAGGCUGUAUCGGCCGUCAGACUGACAGGCCUGGCCUCAUGCUUUCCCCUUUCAGUGUUCCCUUUUGUGAUUGUAGUAUUGUGGUGAGUGUAGCAGUUUUUUUUGUUUCUUGCCCCCAGCUGUUUGUGAGUGGGAAGUAUUUAGAUUGUAUUCUCCAAAUGUGAAUCCUCUUAAAGUGGGGCAUGUUCCAGCCAAGUAUUGUGAAAGCUUGCUUGGGUCAUGG